Messenger RNA from Cuscuta epithymum, 1078 nucleotides. The record is from the annotation of a GenBank genome assembly. NCBI's taxonomy places the organism in Eukaryota, Viridiplantae, Streptophyta, Magnoliopsida, Solanales, Convolvulaceae.
UCAAUCGUGUGUAAUUGAAUAGCUACUAGAAGGGAGAUUAGAAAAGAGGAAGCAUGAGCAGCAAUCUGAGGAUAAUUUGUAAACCUUCUUAUCCAUUCUUCUCUUCAAUCACCAUUAGUUGCAGAUACCUUCAGGUCAAAUCGGCGGGUCAAUUUCCGGGUCGGAUCCCUAGCACCAAGCCUACAGCUCUCUUGUCCGGGAGAGUUCUACCGUUGAAUGGAGCGAGUCAACGUCAUUUGAGGAGCGUGGCUACUAAUUCGUACAAUUGGGACACCUCUAAGUCUCCUUAUGAAACCCUCGAGUUGGAAAGGGAUGCAGAUGAAGAGCAAAUAAAGGUGGCAUAUAGGCGUUUGGUCAAGUUCUACCAUCCAGAUGUUUAUGAUGGCAGUGGAACUCUUGAAGAUGGGGAAACUGCUGAGACUAGGUUCAUAAAGAUUCAGGCCGCAUAUGAGUUGCUGCUAGAUAAUGAUAAACGGAGAGUAUAUGACACUGAAAAUCGGGUGGACCCUCUAAAGGCAUCACAAGCAUGGGUGGAAUGGCUUAUGCAAAAGCGGAAAGCAUUUGACCAAAGGGGCGAUAUGGCCAUCGCAGCAUGGGGUGAACAGCAGCAGCGUGAAUUAAAUCUUAAAGCACGUCGCCUUGCACGGUCAAAGGUGGACCCUGAAGAGGAGAGGAAACUAUUGGAAAAAGAAAAGAAGUCGUCGUUGGAGAAUGCUAACAACACAUUGAGGCGGCAUACCCUUGUGUUACGGAAGAGGGACAUAAUGCGAAGAAAAUCAGAUGAUGAGAAAAGGAUGAUCAUCAACCAGCUACUUGCAGCAGAGGGGCUUGAGCUUGAAGAAGAAGAUGAUAAAAUAUUAUAGAACAUGUAUACUUUCUUGGUAUGUUAUUAUUUUACAAAGAUAUGAAAGCUGUAUAUACGGUUGUCCUUUGCUUCUUCCAAUCAUGAAAUCUUUUACCCCAUGUUGUAAAUAGGACCAGUGAUCGAUUCGGCCAAGAUGUCAGCGGUCAACGCUGGGUCAAUCUUGUUAACAUUGAUUAAAAAGUAAAAUGUGAAGCAUUUUUCGGUCUUUUUUUC